Molecule: messenger RNA, 648 nt
Organism: Schizosaccharomyces osmophilus
Lineage: Eukaryota; Fungi; Ascomycota; Schizosaccharomycetes; Schizosaccharomycetales; Schizosaccharomycetaceae
Gene: ura5
Product: orotate phosphoribosyltransferase Ura5
Exons: 1
Coding region: 1-648 (215 amino acids)
Biological process (GO): 'de novo' pyrimidine nucleobase biosynthetic process; pyrimidine ribonucleoside biosynthetic process; pyrimidine nucleotide biosynthetic process
Cellular component (GO): cytoplasm
Molecular function (GO): orotate phosphoribosyltransferase activity
Source: RefSeq, a predicted model, not a curated record
AUGUCUUACAAAUCUGAUCUUUUGCAUCGUGCUAUGGAAAAGCAAGUGCUUAAAUUUGGCACUUUUACGCUAAAAUCUGGACGUCAAUCUCCUUAUUUCUUCAAUUCUGGAAAUUUUACUCAUGGGGCUGAUUUGAGUGCACUGGCAAACUCAUACGCAGAAACAAUUAUUUUCAUGAAUGUUGAAUUUGAUGUUUUAUUUGGUCCCGCUUAUAAAGGAAUUUCUUUGGCCGCAGUAACUGCCGCCAAGUUGUACGAGAAGACUGGCAAGAGUUACGGCUUUGCAUACAACAGAAAGGAGGCCAAAACCCAUGGUGAAGGUGGAAACCUUGUUGGUGCAGAGAUGGAAGGAAAGCGCGUCUUGCUCCUAGACGAUGUGAUUACAGCUGGAACUGCUAUUCGGGAAGCCAUCUCAUUCUUAGAACCUAAGCGUGUUCAUUUAGCUGGUAUUGUCCUUUUGUUGGAUAGACAAGAACGUGUAGAUCCUGCCGUAAACGAAAGCACAAUUGGAAAGUUGAAAAAUGAGUACAAGGUUCCUAUUUCUUCCAUUUUGACUUUGGAUGACAUUGUUGAGUUUACAAAGGCUGAAUUAUCGGCGAAGGAGUCCAAUGCGAUGGACGCUUACCGUGGACAAUACCAGGCUAAGUAA